AUGCGCCUCGCUGCACAAAAGCUGCAGCUGGUAGCCAGCCGGCUGGCGGGCUGCCGCACCAGUAGGGCAGGAGCUGCCAGUUUCAAUGCCGUGCAGCGUGCUGCUCACAGGGUGGCUGGCCGGGCGCCGCGGGAAGCGGCGGCGCGGUGGCCCGCCCGCCGGCCCGUGGCGAGGGCCAGCGCGGCACACGAGGCGGGCCCAGACGGCAGCACCAGCCGGCCGGGCUACGAGGCAGACCUGCAGCUGCCCACCCACUGCUCCGGCUGCGGCGUGGAGCUGCAGCAGGAGGAGCCGGAGGCCCCCGGCUUCUUCCAGGUGCCCAAGCGCCUGCUGGAGCAGCUGGCAGCGGAGGGCGACCUGGAUGGCGCUGGGCUUGAGGAGGACGACAGCGAGCUUGUGUUUGACGACGUGGGGCUCGAGGCUGAUGAGGCCGGCGCCGAGGCGGCGGCCGGCCAGGAGCAGGCGGGCGUGGCGGGCGAGGCGGCGGCUGGGCCGGGGGAGGUGCAGGAGGCGGCGAGCACGUCUGGGCGGGACCCAGAGGAGGAGGCCAAGUGGGCUGCCUUUGAUGAGAUGGUGGAGAGCUGGCUGGGCGGCUCCAAGCCAGCGCGCGUGGAGGUGGCCAGCUAUGCGGAGCAGGAGGAGGGCCAGGGCACGGGCGGGUCCAGCGUGCUGUGCGCGCGCUGCUUCUCGCUGCGGCACUACGGGUCUGUGAAGAGCGAGGCCGCGGAGGCGGAGCUGCCGGCCUUUGACUUUGAGCGCAGGGUGGGCCUCAAGAUCCAGCUCCAGAAGUUCAGGCGCUCGGUGGUGCUCUGCGUGGUGGAUGUGGCAGACUUCGACGGCUCGCUGCCGCGCCAGGCGCUGCGCAGCAUCCUGCCGCCGGACCUGCAGCAGGGGCCGCUGGAUGUGGGGCGACCGCUGCCGCUGGGCUUCCGCCUGCUGGUGGCCGUCAACAAGGCAGACCUGCUGCCCAAGCAGGUCACGCCCGCACGCCUGGAGAAGUGGGUGCGCAGGCGCAUGGCGCAGGCAGGCCUGCCCAGGCCUAGCGCCGUGCAUGUCGUGAGCAGCACCAAGCAGCGCGGCGUGCGGGAGCUGCUGUCAGACCUGCAGGCGGCGGUGGGCGUGCGCGGCGACGUGUGGGUGGUGGGCGCGCAGAACGCGGGCAAGAGCUCCCUGAUCAACGCCAUGCGCCAGGUGGCGCGCCUGCCCAGGGACAAAGACGUCACCACGGCGCCGCUGCCGGGCACCACGCUGGGCAUGCUGCGAGUGACGGGCCUGCUGCCCACCGGCUGCAAAAUGCUCGACACGCCCGGCGUGCCGCACGCGCACCAGCUGUCCGGCCACCUGACCGCCGACGAGAUGCGCAUGGUGCUGCCCCGCCGCCAGCUCAAGCCCCGCACUUUCCGCAUCGGGGCCGGCCAGACGGUCAUGAUUGGCGGGCUGGCUCGCGUGGAUGUUGUGGACAGCCCCGGCGCCACCCUCUACCUCUCCGUCUUUGCCAGCGACGAGAUUGUGUGCCACCUGGGCAAGACUGAGACCGCGGAGGAGCGGUACGCCAUGCACGCCGGCGGCAAGCUGUGCCCCCCACUGGGCGGCGAGCAGCGCAUGGCGGCCUUCCCACCGCUGCGGCCCACCGAGGUGACGGCGGAGGGCGACUCGUGGAAGGCCAGUAGCAAGGAUGUGGCCAUAGCAGGCCUGGGCUGGGUGGGGGUGGGCGUGUCUGGCACCGCGGCGCUGCGCGUGUGGGCGCCGCCGGGUGUGGCGGUCACCACCCACGACGCGCUGGUCCCCGACUAUGCUCGGGAUCUGGAGCGCCCAGGCUUUGGUGUGGCGCUGACGGAGGUGGGGAAGAACCGGCGGGAGGAGGAGGCGCGGCAGUUCAAGGCCGCCAAGCAGCAGCAGCGCAAGGGGCGGCAGGGGGCCAAGAGGGCGGCGGCGGCCGGCAGCUAG
Messenger RNA from Chlorella variabilis, 1947 nucleotides. RefSeq lists its product as hypothetical. The record is from RefSeq and is a predicted model, not a curated record. The transcript has 12 exons. Bases 1 to 1947 code for a protein of 648 amino acids. Gene Ontology annotation, molecular function: GTP binding. Gene Ontology annotation, cellular component: mitochondrion. NCBI's taxonomy places the organism in Eukaryota, Viridiplantae, Chlorophyta, Trebouxiophyceae, Chlorellales, Chlorellaceae.